Molecule: messenger RNA, 3399 nt
Organism: Quercus lobata
Lineage: Eukaryota; Viridiplantae; Streptophyta; Magnoliopsida; Fagales; Fagaceae
Gene: OTP87
Product: pentatricopeptide (PPR) repeat-containing protein
Exons: 3
Coding region: 68-2749 (893 amino acids)
Biological process (GO): RNA modification
Molecular function (GO): protein binding; RNA binding
Source: RefSeq, a predicted model, not a curated record
UCCCGCGCUCGGUCAAACCAAAUCUUCUGUAUGCUGUGUCUCUAACUCUCUUGCUUUAUGAAUCCAAAUGAACACUCUCCUCAAUCAAAACUUCCAUACAAAAAUCCCACUUUUGGCUUCAAAACUCAUAUCUUCUCUUGCAGUUUUUGAAAAAUCACCGACUUUUCUUGCCAAACAUGAACAAAAUCUUACUACUCCUUUUGACCCAUUUCAGUUCUUCAAUGAGAAUAGGAAUUCCACACAAUGCACCAUCAGAAAUACAAAAGUUAUACAUACCCAUUUGCUCAAAUCUGCUGCUUUACAAUCUAAUAUCUUUGCUGCAAAUUCUUUACUCCAUUGGUAUUGUAAAUCCGCUGCCAUGGUUGAUGCACUCAAACUGUUUGAUACAUUGCCUCAACCAAAUGUUUUUUCUUGGAAUAUCGUUAUUUUGGGUUACAAUCAGAAUGAUUUAUUUGAGGAUUCAUGGAGGAUUUUCUGUAGGAUGCAUUCGUUGGGUUUCGAGCUCAAUGAGAUAACCUGUGGGAUUGUUCUUUCUGCUUGUACUGCUUUGCAGGCUCCCAUGCUUGGUACGCACGUUUAUUCGCUUUCCAUGAAAAAUGGAUUCUUUUCGAAUGGUUAUAUUCGGGCAGGAAUGAUAGAUUUGUUUGCAAAACAUUGUAACUUCAAGGAUGCCUUAAGGGUGUUUCAUGAUGUUUCAUGUGAGAAUGUGGUCUGUUGGAAUGCUAUUAUCUCUGGGGCUGUUAGAAAUGGAGAGAACUCAGUUGCCUUGGGUCUUUUUCGCCAAAUGUGUUGUGGGCCAUUUCAGCCAAAUAGUUUUACAUUUUCAAGCAUUUUAACUGCCUGUGCAGCACUUGAAGAACUUGAUAUUGGAAAAGGAGUUCAAGGGUGGGUGAUUAAAUGUGGUGCUGGAGAUGUCUUUGUGGGAACUGCUAUUGUUGACUUGUAUGCCAAGUGUGGAGAAAUGGAAGAAGCUGUUAAGGAAUUCUCUCAGAUGCCAUCACGCAAUGUUGUUUCUUGGACUACAGUUAUCUCUGGUUUUGUGCAGAAGGAUGAUUCUACUUCUGCCCUCAAGUUUUUCAAAUAUAUGAGAGAGCUGGAAGUGGAAAUAAAUAAGUACACUGUUACUAGUGUACUAACUGCAUGUGCUAAACGAGCCAUGAUUGAAGAGGCAAUCCAAAUCCAUUCCUGGAUAUUAAAAACCGGGUACUAUUUGGAUGCAGCAGUGGGGGCUGCUUUGAUUAAUAUGUAUUCAAAAAUAGGAGCUCUUUAUCUAUCUGAGUUGGUCUUUAAAGAGGUGGGAAAUAUAAAGAAUCUGGGUACAUGUGCUGCAAUGAUAUCUGCUUUCACUCAGAAUCAAAACUUUAGGGGAGCAAUUGAAAUGUUCCAGAGGAUGUUACAAGAAAGUGUGAGACCAGAUAAGUUUUGUACUUCUAGUCUCUUGAGCAUUAUAGGUUGUUUAUAUUUAGGAAGACAGAUCCACUGUUACACUCUUAAAACUAGUUUAGUAUCUGAUGUUUCUGUGGGUUGUUCGCUUUUCACUAUGUACUCAAAGUGUGGUAGUUUGGAGCAAUCAUACAAAGUUUUUGAGCAAAUCCUUGAGAAAGACAAUGUUUCAUGGGCUUCAAUGAUUGCCGGUUUUGCAGAACAUGGCUGUUCAGAUCAAGCUAUUCAGUUAUUUAGAGAAAUGUUGCUUGAAGAAAUAAUACCUGAUCAGAUGACCUUAACUGCAACUCUAACUGCAUGUUCUGCUCUUUGUUCUAUACGAAAGGGUAAAGAACUUCAUGGUUAUGCUCUCCGUUUUGGAGUUGGCAAAGAUAUAGUUGUCGGUGGUGCACUUGUGGGUAUGUACUCAAAAUGCGGCUCCCUAGAAUUGGCAAGUAGAGUGUUUGAUAUGCUUCCUGAAAAAGAUCAGGUUGUGUGGUCAUCUUUGGUUUCAGGGUAUGCCCAAAAUGGGUACAUUGAAAAGGCCCUUAUGCUGUUCUGUGAUAUGCUGAUGGCUGAUUUCACCAUUGACUGUUUCACAGUUUCAUCAGUGCUGGGGGCGGUUGCACUUUUGAAUAGAUCAGGCAUUGGGACUCAACUGCAUGCCUAUAUUACAAAGUUGGGCUUAGAUUCAGAUGUUUCUGUUGGCAGUUCACUGAUGACUAUGUACUCAAAAUCUGGAAGCUUAGGAGAUUGUCGCAAAGCAUUUGAUCACAUAGAGAAUCCUGAUUUGAUAGGUUGGACAACCAUGAUUGUCAGCUAUGCUCAACAUGGGAAGGGUGCUGAGGCUUUGAGUGUCUAUGAGCUUAUGAGGAAAGAAGGAAUUAAACCAGAUUCAGUGACUUUUGUUGGGGUUUUGUCUGCUUGUAGCCAUAAUGGAUUGGUUGAAGAAGCCUAUAUCCAUCUUAAUUCAAUGGCCAAAGACUAUGGAAUUGAGCCUGGUUAUCGUCAUUAUGCCUGUAUGGUUGAUCUUCUUGGUCGGUCAGGGAGACUGAAAGAAGCUGAACAGUUCAUUAACAAUAUGCCUGUCAAACCUGAUGCUUUGGUUUGGGGAACCCUGCUGGCUGCUUGCAAAGUACAUGGAGAUAUUGAGCUUGGAAAGCUAGCAGCCAAAAAGGUUAUGGAGUUGGAGCCAUGUGAUGCUGGAGUUUAUGUUUCCUUGUCAAACAUUUGUGCAGAUAUGGGCCAAUGGGAAGAUGUCCUGAAGAUUAGAAGUCUGAUGAAGGGAACUGGAGUGACAAAGGAACCUGGUUGGAGCUUUGUGUGACACAGUUGCAAUAUGAAUGAAUAACUAGUCUACAUUUCACCAAGAGUGGUAUUGAAGUUUCAGAGUAAAUCAGGCAGAUCUGGUGGUGACCUGUUCAAAAAUUCAAGAGUUUGGACACUUCAUAUAAAUACAGGGUGAUAAAACCUACAUUCUUUUAGUCCAGUAAAGAGGGCAACACAGAUAACUCAGGCUAAUGGAAACUUUUCAGACUCUGAACAUAUUCUGAAUGUGGAUAUCUAUCAUGUUCCAUUGAUGAAACAAUGCAAAGAUCGAAAGGUGACAUGCUAUUCAAGGAUAUUUGCCAGGGUUUAGUAUGCUCUUUCCAGCCUGUAGUUGCUCUUAGCUUCGGAUAUAAGAAAAAAUGAGCUGAAGGCCGAGUGGACACUGACCGCACAGUUGAGUAUGUGUAGAAUGACAUGGGUGUAAUCUGUGAUUGCAUAUCAUAUACAGAAGGGAGCAGACCCUUUUUUUGGGUGAUAAGUUUUCUAUUAUUGUGGCUAAAUUACAAUUACAACGGGCCUUUGCCUGAAAGAAAAAUAGCACCAAAUGUUUGGAUAUUGGUUGUUCAUUUUUCAUUGUAAUUUGUACAGACAUUAUACAUGCAGUAUUUUGCCAGUUUGUUAUGAAGGGUGUGCCUCCAGAGGCUUCAG